Messenger RNA from Aplosporella prunicola CBS 121167, 1007 nucleotides. RefSeq lists its product as uncharacterized. NCBI's taxonomy places the organism in Eukaryota, Fungi, Ascomycota, Dothideomycetes, Botryosphaeriales, Aplosporellaceae. The record is from RefSeq and is a predicted model, not a curated record. Gene Ontology annotation, cellular component: ribosome; cytosolic small ribosomal subunit. Gene Ontology annotation, biological process: translation. The coding region runs from base 34 to 813 and encodes 259 amino acids. Gene Ontology annotation, molecular function: RNA binding; structural constituent of ribosome. The transcript has 3 exons.
CAGCCGGAUCCCCUCCGAAUCCAAAUAGACAAAAUGGCCGACGCACCCGCACCCGCUCGUGGAGGUUUCGGUAGCCGUGGCGACCGCGGUGGUCCUCGUGGUCGUGGCCGUGGCCGUGGCCGUCGUGGCGGCAAGCAGAACGAGGAGAAGGAGUGGCAGCCCGUCACCAAGCUCGGCCGUCUCGUCAAGGCUGGCAAGAUCAAGAGCAUGGAGGAGAUCUACCUCCACUCUCUGCCCAUCAAGGAGUACCAGAUUGUCGACUUCUUCCUGCCCAAGCUGAAGGAUGAGGUCAUGAAGAUCAAGCCCGUCCAGAAGCAGACCCGUGCCGGUCAGCGCACCCGCUUCAAGGCCAUCGUCGUCAUCGGUGACGCUGAGGGCCACAUUGGUCUCGGUAUCAAGACCUCCAAGGAAGUCGCGACCGCCAUCCGCGCCGCCAUCAUCAUUGCCAAGCUCAGCGUUGUGCCCAUCCGGAGAGGUUACUGGGGUACCAACCUCGGUGAGCCGCACUCUCUGCCCGUCAAGGAGUCCGGCAAGUGCGGUUCCGUCACCGUCAGGCUGAUCCCCGCCCCCCGCGGUACCGGUCUCGUUGCCUCCCCCGCCGUCAAGCGCCUGUUGCAGCUUGCCGGUGUCCAGGACAUCUACACUGCGUCCUCCGGUUCCACCAAGACGCUUGAGAACACGCUCAAGGCCACCUUCACCGCCGUCACCAACUCCUACGGCUUCCUGACGCCCAACCUCUGGAAGGAGACCAAGCUCACCAGGAGCCCGCUCGAGGAGUUCAGCGACAUCCUCCGCGAGGGCAAGCGCUACUAAGCGUAGCCAUGUUUAGAUGAAUGGUUUUAACGGGGAGGGGGUUCAAUCAAAGGUUUUUCAACUGGCUUGUUCUUUGUUGUACGUGCCCUGCAUGGAGUUGCGAGGUCAUGAGGCCGUCCUGGCACAAGCAACCUAGGUCGUUCUCAAAAAAUGAUAUUCCACAAUGCGAGGCUUGAGCAAGGCUCUGCGCCGGC